Coffea eugenioides is the source of this 1533-nucleotide messenger RNA. RefSeq lists its product as uncharacterized. Gene Ontology annotation, cellular component: endoplasmic reticulum. The coding region runs from base 40 to 1110 and encodes 356 amino acids. NCBI's taxonomy places the organism in Eukaryota, Viridiplantae, Streptophyta, Magnoliopsida, Gentianales, Rubiaceae. The transcript has 3 exons. The record is from RefSeq and is a predicted model, not a curated record.
AAAACAAGACCGACCCCCGAAACUUAGAAUCAAGAAACCAUGAAAUCAGUACCGUUAACCCCAAAUUCUUCUGCAAAAUCAUCCACAACGGCAACCAGCUCCGGCACAAGCAUGGAAUCUGAAUCAAGGGAUAGCUAUUAUUUUCCGGGAUGUCGAAAAGAUGCCAACUGCAACUGCGAAAUGUGCAUAGAAAGCAUGAAUGCCACCCUUGAUCUUAUGCCCCAAAGCAAUUACAGAGGCUCUAUGACUAAGCGUUCAAUUUCGAAGCCUACUCUUCGAAGAAGUCCCAUCUCAUUCAACACUUCAACUCUUUCAACCCCUAAAUCAAGGACCGAAACUGUUAAGAUGUCACCGCCCCUGAAUUCCACUGCAAGAAUCUGCUUUCAUGACAAGUUGAAGAGAAAGGAGAAACAUUUCAGAUUUGGGGUCUCUGUGAUUAGAUUGCUGUGGGGUCUGAGCUUGAUUUUGGCUGCGGAAUUUGGAUUCUCUUGGGUGGUUUCUGGGAUACUUAGGCCUGAAUUAUCACGGGAAAAAGUGAGGAUUUUGGGCGAGAAAUCACUUGUAUCUAAGGACUUGAAUGAAAGGUUAUCGUUCUUGAAGAAAGAUUUAUGGGGUUUGGUUGGUAAGCAGAUCUCACAUUAUAGCUAUGUUGGUUCUCCCUGGAAAAUCAAUCAGGAUGGGUUUAUUUUGAAUUCCCGAAAUGUGCUGUACAAAUCCCUGACAGAAGAGGUGAGCAUCUGGGGUUGGCCUUUGCAGACAGCUGGAUUGCUCACAGCAGAAUUUUCUUCACGGUCAUUCACAAUCUUAUCAGGAAGAGUCACUGAGUGGACAAAUGGGGAGGUGGGGUAUUUGAUUCGAAACAGUAAUACUUCAUGGGUACAAGGAAAAUGGAGUGCUUCUGCUGUUCAAUUGGAUCCAAAUACAUGGAUUCUCGAGUAUCAACAAAGGCCUGUAAUUGAGAACUCGAGAUUGAUUUCAGCAGCACUGCACUUUCUGAAAUUCAGACUGAUCAGAGAACUGAAAAAUGUGCAGCAGGAGUUUUGGCUGAUAUUUGCAUUUGGCAAACAGUACAGCGGUUCAACAGGACAGAACCUCAAAAUCCCGACAUAGACGGUUUUUAAUUCGGUGUUUUAGCUACUUAUGAGAAGAGAAACUUCUCAUUACUUGUGAGAAGCUUUGGGUUGAUUGUCUCUUCUGUCCUAAAUGAAGCAUGAUCAAUUAGAAAGUGGAUUUGUUUUGUUCUAUCAACAUCGAUGUGCAUGAAGAUGCACGGGUAGAAACUAGUCCUUGUACGUUAAAAAGCUGGGGGCAGUUGAGAGGUGGAUGUGAAUAUACUUCAGAAAAUUUUGUAGACAAGUAAAAAGUUCGUAUAAUCACCAGAAAUCUUUACAAGAACAGGAGCCGUCUCUAUAAUGCAGAAAUCUAGUCCUAUCUCUAAGAAUGAUUUCUCUCUCAAAGAAUGAAGUUCUGGCAAUCCUCACAGAUCCUAAGGUUCUUAAUGAUUGGAGUGAAUGAUCUCUUUUCCUCUCUAAU